Molecule: messenger RNA, 2970 nt
Organism: Juglans regia (Persian walnut)
Lineage: Eukaryota; Viridiplantae; Streptophyta; Magnoliopsida; Fagales; Juglandaceae
Product: protein CYCLOPS-like
Exons: 12
Coding region: 575-2170 (531 amino acids)
Biological process (GO): arbuscular mycorrhizal association
Cellular component (GO): nucleus
Molecular function (GO): sequence-specific DNA binding
Source: RefSeq, a predicted model, not a curated record
CGUCUUGAAUUGAACAAUUCCACCUGAGUUUAAUCGAUCAUUUUACAUUAUUUUUUCAACCUUUUAAAUUUAGAUUACGGCCGUAAAUUUACGUUUCAUAAUCAUAAUCAAGAAAAAGACAAACUAUGAUAUGGUGGAAUCUGAAGAAAACCCACAAUUAUUUGAUGCCGCUCUUUGAAUAUUUUAUUAAUUUGCCCACCGUAUGUUUGUAAAAUUGUUGAAGUAAAAAAGAAAAAAAAGAGAGACUAUUCUGAAUUCGCACCUGUGCGGUAGAAUAUUAGUAGAUUGGACUUGUCAGGUUGAGUAAACCGUGUAUGCUCGGCUGGUCUCAAGUGUAAAAUGGAAAGAGUCUGGGUACAACUGUCAACUGAUUGCUGAUAAAGGGGUCAUAUUUUCGGCUGAUCACAAGAUGAAAGCUUGGCUUGUUAUUUACUCUAGAGGCAAAGCUUUUCGUGUUUCAUAUGCAAAUUGUUGGAGCAACGAUUCCUCAUAGUUCAAGUUUUGAUCAGCAGACUUUGAGGUCAAAUUGGGAUCAGACAAUUCCUAGGAGUGGAGGGAAAGGCAUUUCGUGGUGAUGGAAGACUUGUAUAGGAAUUCAAGCGAGGAGAUCUUCCUGAAAUAUUUCAUGGAAAGCUCAAAUGGAGUCCCAGCACCAAGCAUGGAGAUGUUGGGAUUUAAGAACCUUUCUCAGAGCUUUCGACAUGCAGAUAGUGAGGAGCUCUUCAAAUGUUGGCUCACAAACGGAGAGAACAAUGCCAACAACUCAUCAAGCAUCACACAUCGUACUCGGCAAGCAUCAAGGAGGAUAUCCACCGAACUUGCCAGUAUUUCUAGUCAGCAACAUGUGGGUAUACUACAAAAGAAAAGAAGCAACGAUAAUUUACAUCCACAGAGUAAUUCUAUGGCAGAUAAUAUCUCUGGAGACCUCCAUCAACAAUCAAUUAGUUUUGUCAGGAAUUCUGUUGAAAAGGGAUUGCAAACUACAGAUUUAUAUUUGGCCAAGGCAUGGUUUCAUAGUUCUCAACCUAUGACAAGAAGCCGAUCUUCCGAGUUGCGGAAGAGGUAUGCUGCCAUGCAGAGUGCUCAAACAACAAUGGGUACGGAAGUUAUGCAGAAUGCUUCUGGGCAUAGCAUCAAUACAUUGAAACAAGAAUUUUCCAAUUCAAAUUGUUUCAAUGACUUUUCGACGUGUGAGAUUCCCAACCAAGUGGGCAGAUUCAUGUCUCCUUCAAAUUCAUCCUCAUCGACUUUCACCACCCCCCGAAUGGCUGAUAUAGAUAAAGUUUCUUCCGUUGUGAGUAUGCUGAAGGGCACGCUAGAACGCAAGAAGCUUAGCAACCAGAUUGAAAAAGAAGCUGUUAUGGAUAGCUCUAAUGGGAUUUAUCAUGGUCGUGACAUUGUUGUGAACAGUAGCUUCGAUCAAGGGCAAAACAAUCAUUUAAAUGAAAUACCAAGAACUUUUCAAGAAGCAUCCCAUGUCCAAGUUAAGGAUUCUAGGAUUUUACUUGCAGUUGAAGAAUCCAUAGACCUUGACAUGGAUGGUUUUGUAAAUCCCACAAACCAAAUGCAGCUGAGUAGAGCUUCUCAAGAACCUUCCCAAAGUGAAUCUUCUGCUGCUGCACCAGUAGUUUCAUCUGGUUUAGAUGCAUGUGAUGGGCCUAGCAAUUCAAGUCAAACUCUAAGCAUUUGUGAGAGCUCGAGGAAACAAGUUGGAAAUAGUAGGAGUUCAGAAAAUGGCACUAAAGCCAAAGAAAUCAGAGAACGGAUAAUUGACACUUUGAAAGAAGAUCGAAAGAGGGGAAGUUUAGUCCGAUAUGGAUCUGUGACUUCAGCAGGUUCAGUGGACAAGGGGGACUCUACAAAAAAGCGAAGGGUGGAGCGAUCAAGAAAGAUGGCGGAGGCAAAGGAAAGGAAUUUGACACCAGCAAUUCCAUCAGAUGUGCAAUCUGUCUUGAAGCGGUGUGAAAACCUUGAGAAGGAAGUGCGGUCACUCAAACUCAACUUAUCCUUCAUGAAUAGGUGGACUGGUUUUUUAUGGAUGAGGCAGAUAGUACGGUCAGAGUCUUUGUGUUCGUAUAUCAUGGAAGAUAAAAGCUUGGGGAGAGCAUUUCAGCUGGCUGAUACCUUUGAUUCUUUCUGUUGUUUUUUGAUAAGUAAACAGCUAAUUUAAGAACGAUGUUGAUUCUUUCUGUUCUUAACAUAUGCAUAGGGAGGUGAAGCUAGUGAGCUUUAAGCUGGUCUCCCACCAAGCAGAUUGGUUGAAUAUCUCUUGGUGGAGUCAAGUUGCUAUACGAUGAAACCAGGAAUAAGAUGUGCAGUUCUUUAGUUAAGACCAAUGUUAUACUUCCUAAUUGUCAGACUUUUUAAUGUUAUAUGUUAGAACUAGAGAUUUAAGUAUUUAGAACCACUGUUGGGUAUUCUCCUAAUGAGGGAGGAUUAGAACUAUGAUAGGUUUCUUUAUGAGAUGGAUUAAAAUUCUAUAUCGUAAUAUUUAAGAACUGAAAUUAUCAUCUGCUAAGCAAGAAGAGGUCAUUAGUAAAAUAUAAACUAGGGAAUGAAGAUUCGUGUCUGUAUAUGAAGCUUUAUCCAAAAUUCUUGGGAAUGGAGAUGCAAUGCAUGUGAUGCAGUUCCUUCUCUCCAAUGACCUGCAUGAGCUUCAACUCCUUGUUAUUGAUCUUUAUGCAUAACAAAUAACCUUUCUAUAGUUUGAAGCUUGAAAUUUUUGCACAUACUUCAACACCAAACCUACAGUACACUGCAUUAUUCUCCAAUAUUUAGAAAUGCCAUGUCAAGCAAAGUGUGACUCACUGUCAGGGUGGCGUGGUGGCACUUGAUAGCUUUUGAUUGAAUUGAAGUACAAUCAGAUUUCUUCUCCUGUAUUAUGCUUAGCCAUUACAGGAAUCUCAACUUUCACAUUGGUUGUCAAACAAAUGGCGGAAUUUCUCUAGUUUUAUACUAGUGUACUAUAAA